Molecule: messenger RNA, 1347 nt
Organism: Penicillium daleae
Lineage: Eukaryota; Fungi; Ascomycota; Eurotiomycetes; Eurotiales; Aspergillaceae
Product: transferase family protein
Exons: 1
Coding region: 1-1347 (448 amino acids)
Molecular function (GO): acyltransferase activity, transferring groups other than amino-acyl groups
Source: RefSeq, a predicted model, not a curated record
AUGGCGGAUCCCGUCAGAUAUGAGCUCUCCGACCUGGACAAAGGAGGAUUCCUCAAGGAGGUGACCGUCGCCAUGUUCUACGAGAUCCCUCCUAUUGCCAACUCGGAAAAGGGUAUCGCAUCUUUGGAAUACGGGCUGAAGAAUGCAAUCGAUCAGUUGCCUUUCAUGGCAGGAGACUUGCAAUUUGAAAAGACUGGUAAACUCUGCGUCAUCAAACCCCCAGAGGGCCAGCUCAAAUUCGAUAUUCACCGAUUCGAAUCCAUUGAACAAAAGUCUCUUUCCACUUUCGCUCAAACAUCCUUCGCCCCUGAUUCACUGGAUCUCACUCAAUUUCUGCCUCAAGCCCCAGAGGACAAAAAGCCAGUUUGUCGUUUGAAGUUAAACCUCAUUGAGGGUGGUUUGGUUCUGGGACUCCGGGUCAACCAUGCAGCUGGAGACUGGUCUUCGAUUGAUAGAUUCUUGUCUCUAAUUUGCCAAAGCUGCAAAGCUCAUCAAGAAGGCUUGGAGAUGCCCACCUACACACCAGACCUGAACAGAGUCCCGUACAAUACGCCCACAGAUAUCUCGAAAUACCCGAGGCAGGAUUCCUUGGAGAAACUUCGAAUCUUCCACGUCAUGGAAAAGAGUCAAUUCAAACCUCCCUCGUCAACCCCAUCCCAACCCAAGAUCUUCCGAAUUUCGGACGCGGCUAUCAAGGAUAUCAAAGACCAAUGCUCUUCCUAUCUCACUGGGGUGGACUUCAUAUCCUCGUACGACUGCAUCUCUGCUCUUGUCUGGACGUCAAUUACUCGUGCGCGACUUCAUCUUCACCCAGAAGAAAAGACCUCCCCAUCUCGCUUCAUUCACCCCAUCGACGUGCGAGCCCGGGACCCAGAACACAAAACUUCUGAACAAUACUUCGGCAACGCCGUUAUCGGAUCCCAAGCUGGUCCCAUAGACGCCCAAGCCCUGGUAUCAGACGCAAAGAGAGGCCUAGCAACCGCAGCCUCCCUAGUUCGGCAAUCAAUCAAUUCCGUCGACAUGACCUCAAUCAGCCAUAUGACCUCUCUCAAUUCAUCUCUCUCACCAACAGAAACUUUGGGUACUCACGCUGAUUUCACAAACAUGGACGUGUUCAUGAAUACUUGGCACUCGGGGAGCACAGAGAGGUAUGAUCUUGGAGCGGGUGUGGUCCCCGUUGCUUUACGACUGCAAGCACCAAUCCCGGGGGCUUGCGCAGUGAUUUUACCGAGUUUCUCGCGGGGAUCCACGAAGGUCUUUGAUGUUCAUCUACAGGUAACGCCGGAGGAGCAUGGGCUGUUGAAACAAGAUGCGGGCUUUGCAAAGUAUUUUGAGCUGAUUACAUAG